This is a messenger RNA of Biomphalaria glabrata, 1999 nucleotides long. RefSeq lists its product as uncharacterized. The transcript has 2 exons. The record is from RefSeq and is a predicted model, not a curated record. Bases 195 to 1340 code for a protein of 381 amino acids. Gene Ontology annotation, cellular component: membrane. Lineage: Eukaryota; Metazoa; Mollusca; Gastropoda; Planorbidae.
AAAGUCUUAUAAAGCGGGUAGGAGAUCUAUUGUCAGUAAUAAAUUGGGACAGAUAGCAAUGGACUGAGAUACUAAAUAUACAGCCUAGUUCUUCAUAAUUCUAACAUUGAAACAUUUUCUACUGCUCCAAAAAAGUUUGGAUUGAAGUACAAAGUUAAGGCUGUAAGACUCAUUGUCUAUAACUCUGAGGAGCCAUGUUCUUUCCAGACUAUGUCGCUUUAUCUAUCGCCGACAAAGCUCUUUCAGUUAUCUUCAUCAUAUUGAUAUGCGUAACAAAUAUUGCAUUAGUGGGUCGACAACUGUCAAGACCGAUGUUCUAUCGGAACGCCAAGCUCAUGGCAAUAAUCUCUUUAGCUGUAGGCGACAUCAUUCUAGCUCUGUUCCCCGGUGUUAUAACAGCUAAAAUCUAUUUUAACCAACAGUGGAUUCCGAUCUGCAGAGUAAAUCUUUUAUCCUCAACCUAUUUUAGCUUGAUGCACUUUGUGUUCGGCAUAGGCCUGGUAGUGCUUUGCGCUGAGUCUCACCUCCGAGAUUUCAUCAAGAAGUCUGGCAAGGAAACCGCUAGUGCGCUGGUGCUGAGCAGUGUCCCUUGGAUUAUAGGUUUAAUUGUAAUAUUACCACUGUGCCUGGUCAACGCCGAAUAUGAUUUUUUCUGCAGGACUGGGGUGUCCCUUAAAGUCAUAAUAGCUGUUUCUGUGUUCGUGCCAACGUCAUUAGCUGUACUGGUAUGUGUGGUCAAUAUCUGUGUUACCUAUUCUACUGUAAAACCACAUCAAAUAGUAGGCACCCGGCCUCCACCUGUUGUCUACUAUCAUAAUAAUGUCGCCAUACCAGUUAAUCAAGAGACCCAAUAUUCGGCGACCAGCGGAGUGAACAGCGAUUCCUAUCUCCACAAACAGGACAACGCCAAGGAGACUAAUCUAUCGUUGACCUUUCAACCGUCCAUGACGAAUACACCUCAACUCCAACCGACGGCCCAACAAAGUCAGGCGGGAUACUAUCAACAGCCAGGACCAGUGUACAUCACUCCCCACUCCCACCAAACGACUGUGCAGCAAGGCUACUACCAGCCCGGUGUGGUCAACAUCGGUAGGCCUAAUGGCCAAACAGUUGCUCCCUUCGGAGCACCUUCGUCCAACCGCCGCAAAGAAGCUAUAAUGCUACUAGCUAUUGCAAUAUUCUAUUUUGUAAUGGUCUUGCCAAACUCUGGUGUUGCGAUCACAAACAUCGAUUGGCCUAAUCCGCUGAUGUUUUCAAUAGUGACUCAAACUGUUAGCUGGCUAUCGAUGGCUAGAUCAUGGGUCACUCCAAUUAUGAUGUUCUUCUACUCCAAAUUUUAAUCUUCAAAGCGAACCUUUUUUUUUAACUUUAAACUUCUUUUAUUUAAACUUUUAUAUAGCUAAUAUAUAUCAAUAAUUCGUUUGUGGAUUUCAUAGUGAUUUUUUUUUUGUAGCCCUUACAGAAAUUCGAAGAUUAGCAGUAAUGAGAUGUCCAUGACUUCGUCAAUAGAAAAGAUACACAUUGAGAAUACUCAAAUAACUAUAAAUGUAGAAUUCCUGACAAUUUGUUGCUGAUUAAACAUUUCUAGAAAUAACUUUUUAAACAGUUUAUGACGCGAUUUCUUUUAUCUUUGAUGAUUUAAUUCCUAAGUCUGUUCUUGAAAAAAAGUCAAGCAAGGCAAAGAGAAGUCUAACCUCUAGGUUUAUUGAGAAAAGUACAUUUCUAAAUACAGUUCUUUAGUCUGCAACUGUCACUUUCCAUACUCAAACUAACUCAAACAACGUGAAGGCUAUAAAUACAUUUAGGUCUACCAGUUCUCUGAACAAUUUUACGUAGAAACAAAUUUCUACUUUCCUAAUGUUACAUUGUGUAACAUUGUCUUACAUUGGGAUUGUGUCGUUAGUACAUUUUUUUUUACUUCUUAUAUAAUAUAUUCGAAUUACAAACACUAAUGUAAGAAGAGGAUUGAAGAAUUAAUAAAGCACUAAAGAAACUUCAA